AUGAGUGUUCUUCUCGAUUCCAGUUACCAAGCCGUCCUGGUCUACGUCCUUGGACUCCUUUGCGGCGUUGCCGUUCACUUGGGCAUUUUUAUUCACGGAGAAUGGCAUGUACAGGCUCCUCAGAUUGCCCUGGGUCACUUCUGGCUGUUCUUUUGUUUCGCGGCUCUCAGCCGUUACUACAAGGGCUCAGUUGUUGAUUCUACUUUCAUCAUCUAUCAGCUGCUGGUUUCAAAGGCCCAUGGAGUCUUCAUGGCUGUAGAUGGUCCCCGGUCCGAAUGCAUCAAAUCUGAGUGGUACGACAUUCUGCAUCCCGAUCGUGCGCUGGUUACAACACGCAUCAAGCCCAUUCAUGCUGCCAGACGCCGUGAAUGGAAUCGUGGAUUCUCGGCACAAGCCCUUGUUCAACACGAGUCAAAGAUUCUCAAGUAUAUUGAGCAGCUGGACAUCUGCAUCGAGGCGGAUGCCAAAGCGCACGUUGCUUCGGAAGUGCGGAACCUGUUCUUUUGGUUUGGGUUUGAUGUCAUGGGAGACUUUGUCUUUAGCAAGUCGUUCGAUAUGCUGCACCAGCAGCAGUGGCACCACAUCAUCGUGCGGCUGCAGCGUGCCCUCUCGCUCCUUGGACCAUUCAGUCCUGCUCCAUGGCUCAUCCAGGUCGGCUUCAAGUUGGGACCGCGAAUCAGCGUUCUCAAGGACUGGUUCGACAUGGUCGCCUGGUGUGAGCGGCAGAUGCGUGUCAGACUUGAUGAUGGAACUCCAAAGCCAGCUGUUCCUGAUCUUGCCUACUACUUGAUGGAGCUGAACGACGGCCAGACUGAGCUCAAGGAUCGUUUGCCAUGGCUUUAUGGCGAUAGUUUGCUCGCAAUUGUUGCUGGAAGGCAAGUUGAUUCCCCCAAUCUCCCGACGGCUGCUGCCUUGAUUGGAAUUUUCUGCGAGUUGGCUAAGCACCCCGAGCAUGCUGAGAAGGUCUAUGAGGAGUUGAAAGAUAUCGACGCUACCAACCUCAAGACUCUCACGAGCCUCCCGCACCUUAAUGCUGUCAUCAACGAAGGGCUCCGCUUGUACCCAGCCCUCCUCACCGGCGGGGCCAGGAAGACCACGGAGAACGGGGCCACGAUCGGUGGGACUUUCAUCCCGCCCGACACGACAAUCAUUGCCCCGCGUCACGUUAUAUCCCGAAGGGAGGACUGCUUCGAGCGGGCCAAUGAGUUCAUCCCCGAGCGAUGGAGUACGCGGCCAGAGAUGAUCCGCAAUGUUACAGCUUUUGCGCCAUUUGGAACAGGUCACCACAGCUGUCUUGGUCGUUUCCUGGCCACCGACACUAUGAGAUUUGUUGUUGCCAGACUUGUGAAGAAGUACCAUUUCCGCCUCGCACCGGGAGAGACGGGCAACCGUGUCUUUGACGAUGUGAGGGAUCAGUUCACCUCUAAUCCGGGUCCCCUGUCGCUGUGUUUCGAGUUGAGGUGA
Messenger RNA from Colletotrichum fioriniae, 1464 nucleotides. The record is from RefSeq and is a predicted model, not a curated record. NCBI's taxonomy places the organism in Eukaryota, Fungi, Ascomycota, Sordariomycetes, Glomerellales, Glomerellaceae.